This is a messenger RNA of Urocitellus parryii (Arctic ground squirrel), 7633 nucleotides long. It is a transcript of the gene Prex2, whose product is annotated as phosphatidylinositol-3,4,5-trisphosphate dependent Rac exchange factor 2. Gene Ontology annotation, cellular component: plasma membrane. The record is from RefSeq and is a predicted model, not a curated record. Gene Ontology annotation, biological process: positive regulation of GTPase activity; intracellular signal transduction; G protein-coupled receptor signaling pathway. Gene Ontology annotation, molecular function: guanyl-nucleotide exchange factor activity; GTPase activator activity; protein binding. NCBI's taxonomy places the organism in Eukaryota, Metazoa, Chordata, Mammalia, Rodentia, Sciuridae.
AGGCCGGAGCAGCGGGGCUGGGCGCUCAGAGCGAGCUUGCUCUCCCGGGAGUUUCCUGUGCAGAGCCCCGCGCCUGUCGCGCGGGAGUUCCAGUCUGAGUGCCCUCCUCUCCCACCUCCCCAUCCUCAUCACAGCAUGUAAAGUCGUCCGUCCCUCCUCGGACUUUGCCGAGGCGGCAACUUUCCUCUGGAGCCGCGGGGAGCAGAGCAGCAGAAGCGCGCGGGGCAGCGCGCAGCACGGCCGGCCAGCCCCGCGUCCCACCGCCCACCAUGAGCGAGGAGAGCCGAGGGGACGGCCGCGCUGAGAGCGCCAAGGACAUGGAGAAGCAGCUUCGGCUGCGCGUUUGCGUACUCAGCGAGCUGCAGAAGACCGAGCGGGACUACGUGGGCACCCUGGAGUUCCUAGUGUCGGCAUUCUUACAUAGAAUGAACCAGUGUGCUGCAGCAAAGGUCGACAAGAAUGUAACAGAAGAAACAGUAAAGAUGUUGUUCUCAAACAUUGAAGAUAUCCUUGCAGUACAUAAAGAAUUCUUAAAAGUCAUGGGAGAAUGCCUACACCCAGAACCCAAUGCUCAACAGGAAGUGGGGACCUGCUUUCUUCACUUUAAAGACAGAUUUCAUAUUUAUGAUGAAUACUGUAGCAACCAUGAGAAGGCACAAAAAUUGCUUCUUAAACUUAACAAAGUAAGAACAAUGCAGACGUUUCUUUUGAACUGCAUGUUGCUGGGAGGAAGAAAGAAUACAGAUGUUCCCCUGGAAGGAUACUUGGUAACUCCAAUUCAAAGGAUAUGCAAGUACCCUCUGCUCUUGAAGGAGUUGCUGAAGAGGACUCCACGGAAACACAGUGACUACGUGGCAGUGAUGGAAGCCCUCCAAGCCAUGAAAGCAGUCUGUUCCAACAUAAACGAGGCCAAGAGACAGAUGGAGAAGUUAGAAGUUUUAGAGGAAUGGCAGUCUCACAUUGAAGGCUGGGAGGGAUCUAACAUCACUGACACCUGUACUGAAAUGUUGAUGUGUGGAGUCUUACUGAAAAUUUCCUCUGGAAAUAUUCAAGAACGGGUGUUUUUUCUUUUUGAUAACCUUUUGGUGUACUGCAAAAGGAAACACAGACGCUUGAAGAACAGCAAGGCAUCCACAGAUGGACACCGGUACCUAUUUCGGGGCCGGAUCAAUACCGAAGUGAUGGAGGUGGAGAAUGUGGAUGAUGGCACCGCUGACUUCCAUAGCAGCGGACACAUUGUUGUUAACGGUUGGAAGAUACAUAAUACAGCAAAAAAUAAGUGGUUUGUGUGCAUGGCAAAAACACCUGAAGAAAAGCACGAGUGGUUUGAAGCGAUUUUGAAAGAAAGAGAGCGACGAAAAGGUUUAAAACUAGGAAUGGAGCAAGACACCUGGGUAAUGAUCUCUGAACAGGGUGAGAAACUUUAUAAAAUGAUGUGCAAACAAGGAAAUCUGAUCAAAGACAGAAAAAGGAAAUUGACUACGUUCCCUAAAUGCUUCCUUGGAAGUGAAUUUGUGUCGUGGUUGUUGGAAAUUGGAGAGAUUCAUAGACCAGAAGAAGGUGUUCACUUGGGACAAGCAUUAUUAGAAAAUGGAAUCAUCCACCAUGUUACUGAUAAACAUCAAUUCAAGCCAGAGCAGAUGUUAUAUAGAUUUCGGUAUGAUGAUGGUACAUUUUAUCCAAGAAAUGAGAUGCAGGAUGUGAUUUCAAAGGGCGUAAGAUUGUAUUGUCGUCUUCAUAGUCUGUUUACCCCAGUGAUAAGAGAUAAAGAUUACCAUUUAAGGACUUACAAAUCUGUUGUCAUGGCCAACAAAUUGAUAGACUGGUUAAUUGCACAGGGGGAUUGCCGUACCAGAGAAGAGGCAAUGAUAUUUGGCAUUGGACUCUGUGACAAUGGAUUUAUGCACCAUGUCCUGGAAAAAAGUGAAUUCAAAGAUGAGCCCUUACUUUUCCGUUUCUUUGCGGAUGAGGAAAUGGAAGGAUCAAAUAUGAAACAUCGACUUAUGAAACAUGAUUUAAAAGUUGUGGAAAAUGUUAUAGCCAAGUCACUCUUGAUUAAAUCUAAUGAUGGCAGUUAUGGCUUUGGGCUAGAAGACAGAAAUAAAGUUCCAAUAAUAAAAUUGGUAGAAAAGGGGUCUAAUGCUGAGAUGGCUGGCAUGGAAGUUGGGAAAAAGAUUUUUGCUAUUAAUGGUGACCUGGUUUUUAUGAGACCUUUCAAUGAAGUGGAUUGCUUCUUGAAAUCAUGCCUAAACAGCAGAAAGCCUCUAAGAGUUCUUGUGAGCACAAAGCCAAGGGAGACUGUGAAAAUCCCAGAUUCAGCUGAUGGGCUUGGAUUCCAGAUCCGAGGAUUUGGCCCUUCCGUUGUACAUGCAGUAGGAAGAGGAACUGUAGCAGCAGCAGCUGGUCUUCACCCUGGACAGUGUAUUAUCAAAGUAAAUGGAAUCAAUGUCAGCAAAGAGACCCACGCCAGUGUCAUUGCACAUGUUACAGCCUGCAGGAAAUAUAGGCGACCAAUGAAGCAAGAUUCCAUACAGUGGGUUUAUAAUAGCAUCGAGAGUGCUCAGGAAGACCUCCAAAAAUCUAACUCCAAACCUCCUGGAGAUGAACCAGGGGAUGCUUUUGACUGCAAAGUUGAAGAGGCACUUGACAAGUUCAACACCAUGGCCAUCAUCGACGGGAAGAAGGAGCACGUGAGUCUGACGGUGGACAACGUCCACCUGGAGUACGGGGUUGUGUACGAGUAUGACAGCACGGCUGGGAUCAAGUGCAAUGUGGUGGAGAAGAUGAUUGAGCCCAAGGGGUUCUUCAGCCUGACUGCCAAGAUUCUUGAAGCCCUGGCUAAAAGUGAUGAUCAUUUUGUGCAAAACUGUGCCAGCCUAAAUUCCCUGAAUGAAGUGAUUCCUUCUGACCUUCAGAGUAAAUUCAGUGCCAUGUGCAGUGAAAAAAUUGAGCACAUUUGUCAGAGAAUUUCCAGUUACAAAAAGUUCUCUCGUGUGCUGAGGAAUCGAGCGUGGCCCACCUUUAAACAAGCCAAAUCUAAGAUCUCCCCACUGCACAGCAGUGAUUUCUGCCCUACCAACUGCCAUGUCAAUGUGAUGGAAGUUUCUUAUCCCAAAACAUCAACCUCUCUGGGGAGUGCCUUUGGUGUUCAGCUGGAUAGUAGGAAGCAUAAUUCUCAGGAUAAAGAAAGUAAAUCUUCUGAGCAAGGGAAACUGAGCCCCAUGGUGUACAUUCAGCACACCAUUACAACCAUGGCAGCCCCUUCAGGACUGUCCCUGGGACAGCAGGAUGGCCAUGGCCUUCGGUAUUUGUUGAAAGAGGAAGACUUAGAAACUCAAGAUAUCUAUCAGAAACUUCUGAGCAAAAUCCAGACUGCCCUGAGAGAAGUGGAGAUGUGUGUUUGUCAAAUAGAUGACCUUCUAUCUUCAAUCACAUAUUCUCCAAAAUUGGAGCGUAAGACCUCAGAGGGCAUAAUACCAACAGACAGCGACAAUGAGAAGGGAGAAAGAAACAGCAAACGAGUCUGUUUUAACGUAGCAGGAGAUGAGCAGGAAGAUUCGGGUCAUGACACCAUCAGCAACAGAGACUCAUACAGUGACUGCAACAGCAACAGGAACUCCAUCGCCUCCUUUACCAGCAUUUGCAGCAGCCAGUGCAGCUCCUAUUUUCACAGUGACGAAAUGGACUCGGGAGAUGAACUUCCCUUAAGUGUUCGAAUUUCUCGUGAUAAACAGGAUAAGAUACAUAGUUGCCUUGAGCAUCUUUUCAGCCAGGUGGAUUCAAUUACCAAUCUCCUAAAAGGACAAGCUGUUGUGAGGGCCUUUGAGCAAACUAAGUAUCUCACACCAGGUCGAGGAUUACAAGAAUUUCAACAGGAAAUGGAACCAAAGCUGAGUUGUCCAAAAAGGUUAAGGCUUCACCUCAAGCAAGAUCCUUGGAAUCUUCCCAGCAGCGUCCGGGCUCUUGCUCAGAACAUCAGAAAAUUUGUUGAAGAGGUAAAGUGUAGGAUACUCCUGUCUCUUCUUGAAUACACAGUCAGUCAGACACAGCUCCGGAGAGACAUGGUUUUCUGCCAAAGUCUAGUGGCCACCGUCUGUGCCUUCUCUGAGCAGCUCAUGGCAGCCUUAAACCAGAUGUUUGACAACAGCAAGGAAAAUGAGAUGGAGACAUGGGAAGCCAGCAGAAGGUGGCUGGACCAGAUAGCAAAUGCAGGUGUUCUCUUUCACUUUCAGUCACUUCUGUCACCAAACUUGACAGAUGAACAAGCCAUGCUAGAAGAUACACUGGUUGCACUAUUUGAUUUGGAAAAGGUUUCAUUUUAUUUUAAACCAUCAGAAGAGGAACCACUGGUUGCAAAUGUUCCUCUUACAUAUCAAGUGGAAGGAAGCCGGCAAGCUCUGAAGGUUUAUUUCUACAUUGAUAGUUACCAUUUUGAACAACUGCCCCAAAGGUUGAAAAAUGGAGGAGGGUUUAAAAUUCAUCCUGUUCUUUUUGCACAAGCACUGGAGAGCCUGGAAGGAUAUUAUUAUAGAGACAAUGUUUCUGUGGAAGAAUUUCAAGCCCAGAUAAAUGCAGCCUCCUUGGAAAAGGUCAAGCAGUACAACCAGAAACUCAGGGCAUUCUAUUUGGACAAGUCAAAUUCACCACCAAACUCCACAUCCAAAGCUGCCUAUGUAGAUAAGCUAAUGAGGCCUCUCAAUGCUUUGGAUGAACUUUAUCGACUGGUAGGCUCAUUUAUCAGAUCAAAACGCACAGCUGCUUGUGCAAACACAGCCUGCAGCGCCUCUGGAGUUGGACUGCUGUCAGUUUCCUCUGAGCUGUGCGACAGGCUGGGAGCUUGCCACAUCAUCAUGUGCAGCAGCGGAGUGCAUCGGUGCACCCUGAGUGUGACACUGGAGCAAGCCAUCAUUCUAGCCAGGAGCCAUGGGCUGCCUCCUCGCUACAUUAUGCAGGCUACAGAUGUGAUGCGGAAGCAGGGAGCAAGAGUUCAGAACACAGCAAAGAAUUUGGGAGUGAGAGACCGGACCCCUCAAUCAGCUCCAAGGCUGUACAAGCUGUGCGAGCCCCCUCCCCCGGCUGGAGAAGAAUGAAGAGAAUCCCAAGGAACCAAGCAGGUGGAAGCUUCUGAACACUGGCCCUGACCAGUACAUGCUGGUUCAGCAUUCUCCACUGAAAAUAAAAGAACUGCAUUUUUUUUCUUUCCUCUAAAUCUUUCCCCACGGUGUUUUAUAACUAAUGCUCAGUUUGUACUUGGAUAUUUAUGCUGGAAACGGGUAGGAGUUCAUUCAGACUUCAGCCUCACAAAGUGAUCUCUGUAGAUUGACAUCAUGUCUUCAUUUUUUGUGCAAAAAUUCAUCUCCGGAAUUUAUAGAAAAAAAAAUGUCCGAGAUAAAAACAUUUAACUAUUGGUCUCCUCUCGGAUUCAUUCAUUUGAUAUUGUAUCUGUUUUCAGUUUCCCCAAAUGGACACAUGUAAUAAUGGAUAGUUUUGCUUGAAGAAGUCUGUCACUGAAAAACACAUGGCCACACUCGACACAUCAUCAUGUGAAAGUUGAAAAUGGUAUAGACUGGGAGGCAUAGGUUUUCCAUCCCCCAUUCAUGUCAGAGGAGGGUAUAUGUGUGGAAGCUGAAACAUAUGCUUCUUUGUUUGUCCUAAGGGCUGCUCAGUAGAGGAGAAGGGAGCUUUCAGGCCUCCAGCAAGACUUUCUUCCAUUACUUCCAAGUGUACUUUAUGCUCAUGAACAUGUCCAGUGAGCUGGUGCUGUCCUUGGUCUCUGCUGUGGGCCUGGCUUCCCAAGGAUACCUGUCUCGAAUGUCGUAGCCAAUGGCCCUGGGUAGGGCAUGGUGUGGGGAUCAGCAAGGUGAGGGGAAGGGGAAUGGGUAAAGAAGAAAAAAAUAAACCUAUUUAAAAACUCACUUGUCUACCUUAGAAAGAAACCUAAAACUCAGUUUUUGGAAGCCUUUCCACAAGAUGUCAGACUCAAAAGAAUUCACCAUCAGGAGUGCGUUUUUCAUCCAAGUAUUGUACAAGAUGUGAAAAUAAAGCUUUACUUGUUAUACUUUAAAAGGACCACUGGAAACCUURAUUGUGGACACAAAGUAUAUUCCAUGUUCAUCCUAAAGUAUGUGUAAUUUUUGUCAUUUCUGCACUGAUAUAAUAGUAUGGUUUUAUCAUUGUGAAUAAUUAACAUUUAUUUUAAACUCAUAAUUCUCAAAAUAAUGGAAAGACUCGUAUUGUGUUUAUAAUAAUUAGAGCCACACUUUGCUUCACAACAGGAGGAAGCUCUGAGAAAAGUAUCACUAGGCAAUUUCAUCAUCAUGCAAAUAUCAUGCGCUUACACAAGCUGAGAUGGCUAUGACAUCAUUAGAUGGUUUAAUUUGUGGGACCCCUGUCAUAGAUGCUGUCCUUCAUUAACCAGAAUGUCAUUAUGCAGCACAUGACUGCAUGUGGAUUUAGACUAAGUAUGUGAAAUAACCAUGGUUUAGGCAAAUCGUUAUUAAAUUUUAAUUUGCAAAAUCUAAUAAUGGCUUUCACACUAUCAUUAAAUACCUUCAUCACUAGCAGCUGUGUUUUGAAUAACAAAAAUACCGUGUUCUAUAUUAUGUCUGUAAACUUACUGGUCAAGGUAAUAGUUGUCAUUUGGCAUGGAAGCACUUGAGAUUCUUCUGUUGAGCCCAUAGGUAUAGCAACAAACAAGGAAACCAAGGUCAAAGUUUCCAGAGCAAAAGUUGGACAUUUUGAAUUUAAUGAAGAUAACGACCUUCACAUAAGUUUCUAUAUUAAAUAACUCUGGACUCUCUGAGGUCUCACAUUCUUGACAUUUUCAGCAAGUGAUCCUGAAGGCUCAUCUAAUUUGUGAUUUUUUUUUCCUGUUCUGAAAAUUCAAUAACUUUCAAUGCAGGGCUAAUGAGUGAACACACCUGGUUGAUUAGCUGGUGCUUAUCAUGUUGUCAUGACUGUCUUCUAGUCAGCAUCCUGGCAGUGAUCCUCAUCAGAGGCCUGUCACCUAAACAUUUUAGAACUUUGCCACCUCUCCUGGGCCCCACUAUCUGCUCUUUAGGUAUUUACAAAUUAACAUAUUUUAAAGGGUCUAAUCUCUAUAAUAGAAAAUGCUCAGUAAUAUUUCCAGGGUUAAAUGUACGUGUACAGUCUAUCAGUGUAUAUGCCACUUACUAAAUUCAUCAACGCCUGAAUGGUUCCUAUUAACAUGAGUCACUCUUGUUUUUUACUGUAAUAAUAUCUGUAACUAAUAUUUACUAAAUGAUCACUGUGUGCUAAGUGGCACCUCUGAUUGCUUUUCCCACAUUUUGUUACUACUUCACAUAAUCCUCAUAACAUUGAUAUUAGUUGGUMUUCUUUUUAUCACUCCCAUUUUAUUUGCAUUUGAGGAACUGAAGCAAAGAAUGUUCCAGUGACUUGUACCGGUUCGUAUGACUCACAAGGGGUAGAAGCAAAAUUCGAACCCAGGAAAUCCUUUUUCUUAAUAUGUUAUGCUGCUUUUCCAUGUUGAUAUAACAACUAUUGUAAUAUUACCAAUUACUUGUUAGUAAAGUUGGAGUUAUAUGGCAUGUGUUGCCAUGAAAAUAUACAUAUUAAGCUGAAAAUAAAAGUGAAUGGGGGCUGGGGUUGUGGC